Paramecium sonneborni is the source of this 1727-nucleotide messenger RNA. Lineage: Eukaryota; Ciliophora; Oligohymenophorea; Peniculida; Parameciidae. The record is from the annotation of a GenBank genome assembly.
AAAAUAAUGAGUGCAAAAGUUGUUGAGAAUUAUUCACUUCUUGAAGUAAUAGGUUCUGGUCAAUAUGGUAAAGUGUACAAGGCAGUGAACAUAAAAAAUAAUAGUUUAGUUGCAGUGAAAGUAGUCAAAAUAGAAAAGUUUAAAGAAGUGCCAAAAUUGGAAGAAUUCACAAUGAAUGAAAUCCAAACAUUAGCUAAGAUUAAUAAUCCAUAUGUAGUGAAGUUUAUUGAAAUGCUUAAGAGCUCUCGUAAUUACUAUUUUGUUUAUGAGUAUUGUAAUGGCUAAACACUUGAAGCAGUUAUUUAGGAGCAAGGGUAAAAGUUUAUAUAAUAAGGGUUCAAACUGAAAAAGAAGCUUUAUGCUAUUUUAGACAAUUAGUUUAAGCAUUCUAAUCUUUAAUUUAAGACAAUAUAAUGCAUAGAGAUCUCAAACCAAGCAAUAUUAUGUUACAUAAUGGUUAAGUUAAACUUGGUGAUUUUGGAUUUUGUAAAGCUUUGAAUGGUCCUUAAGACUUAUCUUCAACUAUGGUUGGUUCUCCUAUAUAUAUGGCUCCAGAAAUAUUAAAAGGAUAAGAAUAUUCAAUUAAAGCUGAUCUUUGGUCUCUUGGAUGCGUUUUGUAUGAAUUAUUAUAUGGAAUCUGUCCAUUUGAAGAAAAAACUAUGGCUUAAUUGAUGUUAGCUGUUGAAGAGAAAGAAAUUUAAUUUUUAGACUAAGUUAAUGUUGUAUCUUAAACGACAAAGGAUUUAUUAUAAAAACUGCUUACAAAAGAUCCAAGUAAAAGAAUUAAUUGGAAAGAAUUAUUUGAAAGAGAAUUAACUUAUGCAGAAAGUAAUACAAAUGGUAAAUUUUUUAGGAAAUAAAACUAAUGAAUAACAUUCCAAUUAGAUUUAAUAAGAAUUAACCUUAAAUUCUUAAAGAAAUAAAGAAUCUAAAGCUUUUAAGUAUUUAUUGAUGGAAAGGAAUAAAAUAUUUUAUUUAUAUAAAGUUGUUGAAGAAGUAUUAGAAUUGAGCAAAGAAGAAGUUUUUUAUUAUUUAUAAUUAUUACUUUUAGAGAGAUGAAACGAGAGAAUCUUAGAGCGUUUAUUGCGGUUAUAUGAUAGUUAAAUAUAUAUGCUAUUUGAUAGAGAUGAUUAGAAUGAAUCUUGUUGAUAAAUUUGAUGUAUCUGCUUUUCCACAUCUUGCUAAAAAAUAGGAAUUAUAAAAUGAUAUCACCAAAACAUUUGAAUAUAAAAGUUUUUGCACUCUUAUUUAAAAAGAAGUUGAAACAGCUCGAAAGAUGUUUAAGCAUUUUUAGGAAGAAGCAGAUAAAUUUUAUAAAACAUAAAAUAACGGAUAACAUAUUUAUUAAGGAACAGAAUUCCAACAUUUUGAAAGUGAACUAUAAAGAGAAUUAUCUACAUCUGAAAUUUCUAUUACUUUUAUGAAAAAAAUUGUAUUAAAAUAUUGUGAAGAUUUAAAAAGUCAAUUUUUAUAAUAAUUUUUAGACAAGAAUCCUUAAUCGGGAAGCAAGUAAUCAAUUAAUAUAUUAAUUUAGAUAGUUGUUACACAUUGAAAAAACAUUAGAAUCCUUAAUUCUUGAUGAAUUUUUUGAAAAUUGUAUGGAUAUCCAAUAAAUAGAUCUAGAAUAAUAAAACUAUUUUACAAUCCUUAAUAAAUAUUCUAAAGCUGAUCUAUUAUAAGUCAUCACUAAUAAAAUGGACUAUAUAAGGCAUAAAUUAUACAAAUGA